Messenger RNA from Homalodisca vitripennis (glassy-winged sharpshooter), 1638 nucleotides. RefSeq names its product piggyBac transposable element-derived protein 4-like. The coding region runs from base 1 to 1638 and encodes 545 amino acids. NCBI's taxonomy places the organism in Eukaryota, Metazoa, Arthropoda, Insecta, Hemiptera, Cicadellidae. The transcript has a single exon. The record is from RefSeq and is a predicted model, not a curated record.
AUGUCUCAUUCACCUGGUACUUCACGAGAGAUACCAGCUGGUGACAGUGACCUUGACUCGGACGCAACAGGCUAUUCAGACGACAGUGACCUUGACGCCGCACAGGCACAUCAGGAGCCCCUGCCUGACGACCAUGAUAGUGACAACGAUGAUGUCGAGUAUAACUACGACUUCGAUUGGAGCCCGAAUACGAUAGGUAUGAGGAACAUUCCUUUUACUAAAGAGAAUAAAAUUCUUAUUCCUACACCUGGAAACAAUGAGCCAAUAGACUGGUUUUCCGUUUUGUUUGACGACGUGCUGUUGGAGAAAAUUUGUUCCUACACUAACGCCUACGCUUGGACAGUUUUCGAGCUGCCCACGUUGACCCCAAAGUCUAGAAUUAAUAAAUGGGUUGAUUUGACAGUACCCGAGUUGAAAACGUUUAUUGGUGUACUCUUGCAUAUGGGUACUGUCCGCACAAACAGAUUGAGUGAUUACUGGAACAAGCAUAGAUUUUUUAAUUUUGAGGCAAUCAGGGAACAGAUGAGCCGAGAUAGAUGGCUUUUGAUCAUGAGAUGCCUUCAUUUCUCAAAAAACGCCCAAGUCAAUGUCAACGAACAAAAUGACAAUAGGCUUGAAAAAGUGGACCUGUUGAUUUCUACCUUCAACAGCGUAAUGAGUACUGUCUAUUAUCCCGGAAAAGAGUUGUCAAUUGAUGAAAGUAUGAUGUUGUGGCGGGGACGAUUACUUUUUCGCCAGUAUAUUAAAAAUAAGAAACACAAGUAUGGUAUUAAGUUUUAUUCUCUGUGUGAACCCGAUGGCCUAUGUAUUAGGUUCACGAUCUAUUCUGGAAAAGGUGGUGAACUGAGUGGUGUUGGCCACACCAACAAAGUUGUAAUGCAUCUCAUGAGGCACAGAUUGGGGGUGGGCCACUCGUUGUACAUGGACAACUAUUACAACAGUGUCCCACUGGCCGCAACUUUAUUGAGGGAGUCCACCUACUGCACAGGCACCCUGAGAGCAGACCGCAAAUACUUGCCGGAGGAGGUCAAAACAGCGGUCCUGAAAAAAGGAGAAACUGUGGCAAGAUAUGCCCAGGGGAUAGCUGUCGCAAAGUGGAAAGAUAAGCGAACAGUGCUCUAUAUUUCUACUGAGUUUGAGAAUGAAAUGGCAGUUUCCCACAACAGAUAUGGUCAACCUAGGCAGAAACCCUUGGCGAUUAUCCACUAUAAUGCCGAGAUGUCUGGAGUGGACAGACACGACCAGUUGAUGGCGUACUACCCGGCUGAACACAAGUCCUUGAGGUGGUACAAAAAGGUUUUUGUCCACAUUCUUCAAAUGGGUUUCAUAAACGCAUUCAGACUGUAUAAAAAGUCCAACCCUGCCACAAAAAAAUCUCUGUAUGACUUCAGGAUUGACCUUGUACAUGCUCUGCUGCCUCCAAAGGAACGACUUCUACUGCGACCUGUCCAGAGAAACCAAAACCGGCACGUGAUCUCUAAAAUCCCCAAGCUGCCCAACAAAGCACGUGUAUCCAGGAGACGCUGCAAACAGUGUCAAACCGAAGGCCGCGAAACACGCACAAUUUAUUUCUGUGCACAGUGUGAUGGCGAACCAGGCUUGUGUGCAUUGGCCUGUUUCGAUAAGUGGCACGCCUGA